AUGCCUCUCAAAGUUAUAAUUGCUGGUGCAGGCUUGGGUGGCCUGGGCGCCGCUAUCGCCAUGGCCCGCGCUGGCCAUCAUGUAGAGAUUUUUGAACAAUCAAGAUUCCUUAACGAGAUCGGUGCUGCAAUUCACAUUGCCCCCAACGCUACCAGGGUACUCAAGUCCUGGGACAUCGACUUUACCGAGCUACAAGCCGUCUUAUGCAACGCCAUCAAGAUCUACGAUCAUAAAGGGAAGCCCAUACUCGUCACUGCGAAACUCGAAGAACUUCAGAAAAGUAUUGGCAACAAGGAUGAAUGGCUCUUGACUCACCGCGUCGACCUGCACAACACUCUUCGCAAGGCAGCCAUGGAAAAGACAUUCGCGGGAACAAUAAAGAUUCACACUGCAAGCAAGGUGGUUCAUGCGUCCAAGGUCGUUUGCUCCGUCGCAGGAGGCCCGCCUGUGCGUGUCAGUACAAAACAAAACGUAUUCCGGUUCCUGGUACCUAUCGACAAGCUCAUGGCGAACCCCAUAACCGGGCCCUUUUUCGACAAGCUUGGUUUCGACUGUCAACACGUCUUCACCACUCGAGAUCGAAGAAUGGUGGUCUACCCAUGCCGGAAUGCCAAGUUGCUCAACAUCGUCGCCAUGCACCCAGCUGAAGAUGCUGGUUUCGACUCAGAGUCUUCGUGGCUUGCAGGCGGGAAAAUAGAGGACUUGCUUGAAGUCUACAGGGAAUUUGGACCUGAGCUUAUUGAGAUGUGUAGGAUUGGCGAGGACUUGAAACUGUGGAGUCUGGCUACGAGAGACCCCCCUACCCAGUUCUACAAGGGCAGAACUGUGCUGGUUGGCGACGCAGCGCAUCCCAUGCUCCCACGCAAUAUUAUAGAUCAAGGACAAGGCGGAGCGCAAUCCUUUGAAGAUGCCGCAGCUCUCGGGAUCUUGUUCCCCGCCGACACGACCGUGGACGAUGUACCUCGUCGACUGGAACUUUACAACAAGCUACGCUAUCCACGAUCUGUCACUGUGAUGUUUAUGUCAAAGAUUAACGACGAGAGGCGAGGCGAGAUGAUGGAUGAUCUUCGCAAAUUUGUCCCUGAUGCGGAACUCCCUCCCAACAUUUUCCCCUACCUGUGGAAUAACUUUGUCCUUGACGAUGCGAAAGAGGCUCUUGCAGCAGCAGCUUGA
Messenger RNA from Fusarium musae, 1173 nucleotides. RefSeq lists its product as uncharacterized. NCBI's taxonomy places the organism in Eukaryota, Fungi, Ascomycota, Sordariomycetes, Hypocreales, Nectriaceae. Bases 1 to 1173 code for a protein of 390 amino acids. The transcript has 5 exons. The record is from RefSeq and is a predicted model, not a curated record. Gene Ontology annotation, molecular function: monooxygenase activity.